GUUUAUUUGUCUUUGUCUUUGUCUUUGCGAAAAGAAGUAAAUAUCCUCAUCAAUGGCGGAUUCACGAGAUGAUCUAGCUGAAUCGCUACAAAAUCUAUUCACGAGUGUUUCAUCUAUGGUCAAAUCCGAGCUCCAGGGAACGAACAACCAUCUAGAUCUAUUGGAGAAGAUGAACCUGAGAGUUGCGUCAGAGUACGAUGAUAUGGGUGACGUGGCAGCUGGGCUCAGAGUUUUCGCAGAACAGAUGAAAUCAAAAAGUGGUGGCUUGGAUGAAUUUGUAGGACAAAUGGAUGCUAUCGAGAAACAAGUGUCGGAGUUUGAAGCUGUGAUCUCUGUUCUAGAUCGAUAUGUCUCUGUCCUAGAAUCUAAAAUCCGAGCUGAGUAUCGUCAUCCUCAUCAUCAGCGUCGCUCUAAUGAUUCUGUUGUUACAGACUGAUGCAUUGUAGCAAUAAUUAAUUUUUAUCAUUACUGAGAUUGUUGGAAUCGAGAUCUGGAAUGCUAUUUUGGUUUUAGUUGAUAUUGAAGCUAGAUACGAAUACGACGAAUGAUUUUGUCUACAUUCGGUUUAAGUUUAACCAAAACUGAAAUUUGCAUAAAUCAAUCUGG
Messenger RNA from Arabidopsis thaliana (thale cress), 606 nucleotides. It is a transcript of the gene BLOS2, whose product is annotated as biogenesis of lysosome organelles complex 1 subunit-like protein. NCBI's taxonomy places the organism in Eukaryota, Viridiplantae, Streptophyta, Magnoliopsida, Brassicales, Brassicaceae. Gene Ontology annotation, cellular component: endosome; cytoplasm. The coding region runs from base 53 to 436 and encodes 127 amino acids. The record is from RefSeq and is marked reviewed. The transcript is spliced from 2 exons.